Molecule: messenger RNA, 680 nt
Organism: Carica papaya (papaya)
Lineage: Eukaryota; Viridiplantae; Streptophyta; Magnoliopsida; Brassicales; Caricaceae
Product: non-specific lipid-transfer protein 1-like
Biological process (GO): lipid transport
Molecular function (GO): lipid binding
Source: RefSeq, a predicted model, not a curated record
UCUCUCCUCACAACUCGGGAAAGAGAGAGAAAAAAAAAAAAGAGUGAGGAAUUCGGAGAUAAGCAUGGCGAACGUGAAGUUGGCUUGUGGCCUGGUGUUGUUUGUGGUGGUAGCUGGGGCUCUGACCACCGAGGCUCUGACUUGCAGCCAAGUAGCAUCUGCUCUGGGGCCAUGUCUCGCUUACUUGCAAGGCCAAGCUGGUAAUUCUCCGACGGCAGCAUGCUGCGCCGGUGUCAGGAGCCUUAACAGUGCAGCCCAAACGACACCGGAUCGGAGAACCGCUUGCCAGUGUCUGCAGAGUGCGGCCAAGGCUACCAAAUUUGAUCUCAGUAUUGCUGCUAGUCUUCCCGGCCAAUGCGGCGUUAGCAUUCCCUACAAGAUCAGCACCAGCACCAACUGCAACACCAUCAAGUGAAGAAAUUCAUACGAUAUCGCAGGAGAUUACAGUAGCGUGCAUGCAUCGUCAAACUAAUAAAAAUAAAAAUGCCGAGUCUGUCUGUCUGUCUGGGUCUUAUAAUUUAUCCACUGUAGUUUUUCUUUUUUGAAGGAGUAUAAUUUUCUUCUACUUGUACUUUGAUCACGUGCAUGUGAUCUGUACGUUGUGUGCUACCAGCUUAGCUUCAUAAACUUUUACUUACUUCUCCUAAUACCCAAUUAUAAGUAAUUUUUUCUUUUCUUUU